AUGUCAUCGUCCAAGACUUUCCUAGAGCUUCAAUCGAACGCCCCUGGCCUCCCGGGGCCGUACCUUGUUGAAAAUCUAGCUCCUUAUAAAAUCCUCGAUGAUCUAGGGACGGCAAAGCCCAAGGCAAUACUCGCAAUUGGCAGCAGCUGCAAAAGACGGUUUGUGAUGUCGAAUUUCUUCGUCAACCACGGCCAUAGAGAUUGGUCAGUAGGACUCGCUUGCCAGCCCGAUAAUACGCUCAUCUUUGACUGUGAGCUUCACCUUCAAGACGAUGACGGUCAAGGCAUGCCCCGGUUUCAGGCAAGGCGGCCGUGGGGUGGAGGUCUACAUGGCCAUGUGCUGGAGCAUGCUGAGCGCGGGGCGGCGCACAUCGCCUACAAGCUCUACGGGGAGGUGCUAGCGCCCUUCAGCGAUGUCAUCCUCGUCUUCGUUCCCGAUCUCGGGUUCGGGGAAGUUGUUGAGCUCUUCUGUCGCUGGUUCAAGAGCGCAAUGGAGAACAAGUUUCCCAAAGGCCAACGGAUCUUGCUCCUGCAUGAGAACAUGCCGCAAGUCCAGCAUGUCCAUUCUCGUCUCGUAGCUGCCUUCGCGUCAAUGCUCCGCAGCUCCGAUGCUCUCAAAGCGUACACCAAUGCAGAUCUCCGACAAAGGUCCAGCGAGGCUUUCCACAUCACGAAUAUCGCACUGGGGAGCUCGACGCUCACAUCAGAGAUAGACAGGGCGCUGGCAGACUCCGUUCUCCGGCGCGCCGGCCACUGCCUCGACUUCAAGGCGCCGCAUUUUAAGUACCUUCUCCAGACAGCCAUUCGCCACCAUGCUGAACAACCGUCCGGCGCAUUUGAUGUCAUCUCAGCCUCAAGGCUUCUCUCGCAUCUCUCGCCAGAUGGUCUGAGGGACGCGCUUGGCGAAUUUCUGGGAAGUCGGCGAGACGUUGGCAGAACUGACGUUGCUCUUGUGGCCUCGGCCCUGGUCCUGGAUGCCUACCCUGCAGGCGCGCAUUGGUUUCCACCUGGGCUUGUGUUUGAAUAUUUCUACCGUGAGGCUACCGAACACUGGGGAAGGCGGAUGAGACGUCCGGAGUUUUCUCAAGACGUCAAGGUCAAAUUUAUCACCAUUGCGACAAACAAUCAGAAUGCAUCCUUAUUCAUGGUACUCUCGAGGUUCCGUGGCGUCCUGAACUUCUCUCUUGUCCAGUAUGCCAAUGCCGAAACUCGUCGCCAAUAG
This is a messenger RNA of Fusarium keratoplasticum, 1221 nucleotides long. Its product is annotated as RING-type domain-containing protein. The record is from RefSeq and is a predicted model, not a curated record. NCBI's taxonomy places the organism in Eukaryota, Fungi, Ascomycota, Sordariomycetes, Hypocreales, Nectriaceae. The coding region runs from base 1 to 1221 and encodes 406 amino acids. The transcript has 3 exons.